AUGGUACGCUCGUGUCCAAGAGUCACCGAUCUACUCUCGCAGCUUGGUCUGCGGGCGCCUUUCACAAAGCGUGGCAUCGACUGGAAGCUGUCGGAGGCUGCUCCUGUCCACGACAUGUAUUUCAAAGACAUUGAUCAACUUUGCAAGACGCACUGCACCAAAGACAACGACGAGAUCUUGCACGGGGCGCAAGUUCGCCAUGCGGCCUUGUCCCUGAGCGAUCAGUACGGCCCGGAGAUAUGGACAUCGUCAGAAGCACGCCCAUGGCUUCUACAGCCAGGUGAAGGUGCACGGAGCGCACCAUAUGAGCGGGAUCUGUACUGGGACGUGCCCGUCGAUCGAGAAUUUAUACGUAAUACGCUAUCGAAAGUAGUCAUCGAGAAGAUCUGGCGCUAUCGAAAAGAGAACAUUCGCAAGAUGAGAGACGACUCGACGGACCCGAGCUACACGACGACAUCGCAAGUUCACGCAUCACGCAGCACCCGCGCAUCUUUGGCGCCCAGUCCGAGUACACUACAGUGCUUUACUGAAGGAAGCGGCAUUGACGCGCACUACAACGCUUCGUGGCUGAAAGAGAAUGGAAUAUGGCUGGGCGACAUGCACAACUACGAUCAAGCUGUCAAUGGUCCGUCUUUCGACGAUGUGUGCCAGAACUAUAUGGAUGCUACUUUUGGCGAUGAGGGCAAAGGGCGGGAAGAGCCAUACAUGUUUGACGAAGUGCCAGCAGAGCGAUCUAUAAUGCUCGAGUGUGCCGCCUGCAAGGCUUUCAAUUCCAAAAACUCUCCAGCAGGCCUGGUCAAGGUCAAAUGCGAAGGUAUUACACACGAAGAUCCCGACAACCAGACGGUCCUGCAAAAGAAUCUGUGGCAUUUCCCAUGCCGCCUUCGUGGUAGAGAAGUCUUCGCAUUAAUUCGAAGAGACAAGAGGAACCCCGACUACUGGUCGUUCUGGAGAGUCGACGGCGGCUAUAGCACCACAAUCUACCUUACCGCCACUUCCAAGUACCAAGCGUCUCCCGCAGCGAAAGGCAAAGGUCGCGCGGCAGCGACCGACGACUUCGCACAUGACGCAAAGCGCCGUCAUACUGAUAGUCAGGCGGUGGCAUUGUCAGAACAAGCGGCUACUGGAGCAGGAUUCCGCGCGAUAAAUACGCACGAGAACUCUCAGCCUUUAUCAGCCGCUGCAGCCCUCACUGCUGGCUCUCUUUUCGCAUCGCUGGGCUUUACGACGAGCGGCCAAAGAAGUGUUUCUGCAGGACCUGCGACGCUGCCUGCACGCAGCGAUGACUAUGAUAGCCUGUACGAUGCCACGCCUGCACCUCUGCUCCGGCCGAAUGCCACACGUGAAGGAUCUGCUGCUUCCGACGCGAAUAUAGCGGUGCCGGACAAGCAAGAAAGGAUAGCGGCAGAGCCAGUCAUGAAGAGAUCAAGCACGGCGUCUGCCCAGCCUUCGUUGGCUGCCUCCGAGCGCAUACGCAUCUGGCUUACAGCCGACUGGACAGCUGGUCGCAACGUCGUCCUCAUCAGCUCCAAUGUCAGUGUGCAAGAUCUAUACCACGACAUAAGCAAAAAGCUAAGCAGGAAACUACAAGGAAAGAGCAUCGCGGCGCUGAGCAUGUCCAUUCACAAGCUGGAUCACGGGACUGAAGCUAUCGACAUCGAAAUCGACGACGAAGCCGGGUGGGAGACUAUGCUUGAGCUCGCUCGUGAAGCAGGAACUACCGAACUCUCAGCUAUCGUCCUGCGAAACGACGACUAA
Molecule: messenger RNA, 1758 nt
Organism: Fulvia fulva
Lineage: Eukaryota; Fungi; Ascomycota; Dothideomycetes; Mycosphaerellales; Mycosphaerellaceae
Exons: 5
Coding region: 1-1758 (585 amino acids)
Source: RefSeq, a predicted model, not a curated record